Molecule: messenger RNA, 2215 nt
Organism: Scatophagus argus
Lineage: Eukaryota; Metazoa; Chordata; Actinopteri; Scatophagidae
Product: UDP-glucuronosyltransferase 2C1-like
Exons: 4
Coding region: 309-1910 (533 amino acids)
Molecular function (GO): UDP-glycosyltransferase activity
Source: RefSeq, a predicted model, not a curated record
UUGGCAGAGAGAAACAUUCACAAAACUGCGCUGCACAGGAUACUCUUAAUAGUUUAACAACAUUAUAAAAUGAGAGAGUAAAACUCUAUGAUGAAAUGACAAGGAAGAGAUAAUCAGUUUGUUUAUUCUUUGUAUAACAUGAAUGACAGCGACAAAGCGUCAUAAGACACACGUGUCAGAUGUGAGUUAUUUACAUGUGAAAGGAGCAAUCACCUCUGAGAGUGGAGUUUGAACUCAAAUAUGUAAGGAAUCGUUUAGUUGAGCUGACAGUCUGUGGGCAAGUUGGAUUACUGUUGCCACUCCUGAGAAUGGGAACUACUCCACUGUAUCGUGUGUGUGAAAUAUUUGCAUUCCUCAGUGUAUCUCUGAUUUCCAUCACACCACCUUGCGAUGGAGGAAACAUUCUGGUUUUCCCAGUCGAUGGCAGCCACUGGAUCAAUAUGAAGAUCCUCCUGGAAGAACUUCAUGCCAAGGGACACAACAUCACUGUGAUCAGGGCCACCAACAGCUGGUACAUCCCAGAAAAGUCUCCUCUCUACACAUCUAUUAACCUUGAAAUGGAUCAGAGUAUAGCAACCUUUUUUGAUGUAUUCUUGCAGGAUCAAAUAAAAACACAGAGAGAGGGGGCUUCAGCACUUACUUUCAUCAAACUCAUCAAGAAUUUCCUUUCAAUGAUUUUUGAGGUCCAUGCAAUGUGGUCUGAUGCCCUUGUUCAAAUAUUGGAGGAUGAAAAGAUGAUAAAAAGCUUAAUGGAUUCCAAAUAUGAUCUUGUUCUCACUGACCCAGGCAUUGCACCAGGGGUAAUACUUGCCAAGUAUCUGAAACUGCCCUUGGUGCUCAAUGUUCGCUGGAUCACCAGUGGAGAAGGCCACUUUGUGAUAGCUCCCUCACCACUCUCUUACAUCCCAGUGCCAGGAUCGGGCUUGACGGACAAAAUGGAUUUCAUCCAGAGGAUCAAGAAUAUGUUUUUCUACAGCAUCAUAGUGUUCCAGCAGCAAUUCAUAGUUGGACCAAGCUAUGAUGUCCUCUGUGACAAAUAUAUUGAGGGUGGAUGUGACAUCAUCUCUCUUCUUCAGGAAGCCGACAUUUGGCUGUUCAGGUCAGAUUUUGUGUUUGAUUUCCCGCGACCCACAAUGCCAAAUGUCAUCUACAUAGGAGGGUUCCAGUGCAAACCAGCACAACCUCUGCCAGCAGACCUGGAGGAGUUUGUACAGAGUUCUGGGGACCACGGAGUGAUCAUCAUGACCUUGGGAACUUUGGUUAAUGCUCUACCGAUAGAGAUUGCAGAUGAAAUUGCCAGCGUCUUUGCUGAGUUGCCUCAGAAGGUGAUAUGGAGGCACAAAGGGGAACGUCCAUCUACUUUGGGCAACAACACCCUGAUAGUGGACUGGAUGCCACAGAAGGACCUCCUGGGCCACCCACAGACCAAAGUCUUUGUAGCUCAUGGUGGAACCAAUGGAGUCCAAGAGGCCAUUUACCACGGGGUCCCUGUGCUCGGAAUACCCGUGUUCUUUGACCAGUAUGACAACCUUCUCCGUCUGCAGGAGAGAGGAGCUGGGAAGAUCAUUCAGCUGGGUGAUGUUAAUAGCCACAGUUUUGAGCAAGGUAUCAAAGAUGUACUCCAUCAAGACAGCUACAGAGAGAACAUGCAAAGACUGUCACGUUUGCACAGAGAUCAGCCAAUGGCACCCAUGGAUCAGGGUAUCUUCUGGGUGGAAUAUGUAAUGCGUCACAAAGGUGCUCCGCAUCUGCGUACAGAGUCAUAUAAGAUGCCCUGGUACUCGUACUACUGUUUAGAUGUACUUCUGGUAUUACUGACUGCGGUGACUGUACUGCUGAUUUCUACUUUAGCCAUUUUCAGGUUCCUUUGCUGCAGAAGUAGAAGAAAGAUCAAAACCAAACAACACUAAUUAAGGUCAAAUUUGUUGAGAAAUGUAAUUGACUGUGUAUAAAGCUGGAUGACACAAGACCUUCCCAAAAGUGAAGCCAAGGCAUGUUGAUCGCCUCCUGUUGGUUGGAUCCAGUACAGGUCACAACUCAAUUUCCCUCCAUGUUAGCAGAUAGGAUUUGGGCCACACUAAAACUCAAAGUAAGCAACAAAUACAUUUUCCCAACGAGGAUUUGUGUCAUUUUAUGUAACAUGUUCAAAUGUUCAUUUUGCUGAAAAGUUUGGUUUUGAUUAGUUAUUUGCUGCAAUAAAAAGGAGGUGAAACAA